Messenger RNA from Macaca mulatta (Rhesus monkey), 2817 nucleotides. It is a transcript of the gene SLC13A2, whose product is annotated as solute carrier family 13 member 2. Gene Ontology annotation, biological process: fumarate transport; alpha-ketoglutarate transport; cellular response to lithium ion. The record is from RefSeq and is a predicted model, not a curated record. Gene Ontology annotation, molecular function: fumarate transmembrane transporter activity; succinate transmembrane transporter activity; alpha-ketoglutarate transmembrane transporter activity. Lineage: Eukaryota; Metazoa; Chordata; Mammalia; Primates; Cercopithecidae. Gene Ontology annotation, cellular component: plasma membrane.
GGAGAACAGAAGGAGAAAGGAAAGGCCGGGCUAAGGGAAGGGGCUUGGGGACUGCCUGUGGAGGGUGGCUGGGGGACCCUCCUUCCUUCUCCAGCUCCUUCAGUGCCACCCUCAGCAGCUUCCAAGAACAGAAGGAGUUAACGCUGGGCUUAACUUCUUGAAGGAACCUGAAGUUUUUUAAUCCUUGUUCUUUCCUCCCUCCCUCUCCCUCUCCCUUCCUGAUCUUUACUCCGCCUGUGGGUCCCUCCUCCUUACUCUCACCUCCUUGACUCCAAAAACACUCUGAUUGCCAGAGUGGGUCAAUGGUUAACGCUCAGCUGGCUUUAUAUAAGCCUGCCCGGGCCACCUUCCUGCUGGGCUGCGUCUUUGGUCCUUCUGUUCCCCAGCUCCUGGAGGCAGUGGCCGUGGCAGCCCUCACUGGUCCAUACCAUGGCCACCUGCUGGCAGGCCCUGUGGGCCUAUCGUUCCUACCUGAUCGUGUUCUUCCUGCCCAUUCUCCUGCUGCCUCUGCCCAUCCUCGUCCCCAGUAAGGAGGCCUACUGUGCAUAUGCCAUCAUUCUCAUGGCGCUCUUCUGGUGCACCGAAGCCCUGCCCCUGGCUGUCACCGCCCUCUUCCCCAUCAUCCUGUUCCCUAUGAUGGGCAUCAUGGAUGCCUCUGAGGUUUCCAUGGAGUAUCUUAAGGACUCCAACAUCCUGUUCGUCGGGGGGCUGCUGGUGGCCAUCACAGUGGAACACUGGAACCUGCACAAACGCAUCGCCCUCCGGGUCCUCCUCAUCGUUGGGGUGCGGCCUGCCCUGCUAAUGCUGGGCUUCAUGCUGGUCACGGCCUUCCUGUCCAUGUGGAUCAGCAACACGGCCACCUCGGCCAUGAUGGUGCCCAUCGCACAUGCCGUCCUGGACCAGCUGCACAGCUCACAAGCCAGCAGUAACCUUGAGGAGGGCAGCAACAACCCGACCUUCGAGCUCCAGGAACCAAGUCCCCAGAAGGAGGAAACCAAACCUGAUAAUGGGCAGGCCCUCCCUGUCACAUCUGCUCCUUCGGAGGGGAGGGUACAUCUCAGCCAGGAGCAUCUCCGCCUCACCCAGUGCAUGAGCCUGUGUGUGUGCUACUCCGCCAGCAUCGGGGGCAUCGCCACGCUGACCGGCACCGCACCCAACCUGGUGCUGCAAGGCCAGAUCAACUCGCUCUUCCCCCAAAACGGCAACGUGGUGAACUUCGCCUCCUGGUUCAGCUUCGCCUUCCCCACCAUGGUCAUCUUGCUGCUGCUGGCCUGGCUGUGGCUACAGAUCCUCUUCCUGGGCUUCAACUUCCGGAAGAACUUUGGCACUGGGGAGAAAAUGCAGGAGCAACAGCAAGCAGCCUAUGGCAUCAUCCAGACCGAGCACAGGCUGCUGGGCCCCAUGACCUUUGCAGAAAAGGCCAUCAGUGUCCUGUUCGUCAUUCUGGUGCUGCUCUGGUUCACCCGGGAGCCGGGGUUUUUUCUUGGCUGGGGCAACCUCGCUUUUCCCAAUGCCACGGGGGAGAGCAUGGUGUCCGAUGGGACAGUGGCCAUCUUUAUCGGUGUAAUUAUGUUCAUCAUACCCUCCAAGUUCCCAGGGCUGACCCAGGACCCAGAAAACCCAGGGAAGCUGAAGGCCCCUCUUGGCCUCCUCGAUUGGAAGACAGCGAACCAGAAGAUGCCGUGGAAUAUCGUGUUAUUGCUGGGUGGUGGCUAUGCCCUGGCCAAGGGCAGUGAGCGAUCGGGCCUGUCAGAGUGGCUGGGAAACAAGCUGACCCCACUGCAGAGUGUGCCAACUCCAGCCAUUGGGGUCAUCCUCUCCCUCCUGGUGGCCACCUUCACUGAGUGCACUAGCAACGUGGCCACUACUACGAUCUUCCUGCCCAUCCUAGCCUCCAUGGAUGGGGACCAAGGUCAGCUCUGCCCCACUGCCUCCCACUCCAGGCCCAGGCCAUCUGCCUCCACCCUCUCUACGUCAUGCUCCCCUGCACUCUGGCCUCCUCCCUGGCCUUCAUGCUGCCUGUGGCCACCCCACCCAAUGCCAUCGUCUUCUCUUUCGGGGGAAUCAAAGUGUUGGAUAUGGCCCGGGCGGGAUUCCUGCUCAACAUCAUUGGAGUCCUGGUCAUCACACUGGCCAUCAACAGCUGGAGCAUCACCAUCUUCAGCCUGCACUCCUUCCCCUCCUGGGCUCAUUCCAACACCACAGCCCAGUGCCUGCCCAGGCCGGCCAACACCACCAUGCCAAGCCCCUAGGCUGGGGCGCAGCCCAUCGGCCAUGCCCAGGAAGACCUACCCCGUUCCCACUCCUCUGAGCCAGGAGGGGACACCCCAAGCUCCCAGCUCCAGGCCAAUGGCCUUUCUCUUGUGUGUCUGUAAGGAAGGUGUGUAUGCUCAAUUUCCUAUGUGCCAGAAGAAAAGGUGUGUGCAUGCGCGCGUGUGUGUGUGUGUGUGUGCGCGCGCGUAUGGGUGCGCCUGCAUGGAUGGGAGGGGUGUGUGAUGUGAGGCUAUCUGAGGGGGGGCUGUGUGCAAUGCACAUGAUCCUAGGUGUGUAUGCUGGAUAAUGCACAUGUGUGUGUUCACAGACAAUACAACGUGUCCUCUCUGGUGCCCCAGGUCUUGGUCUCCCCAGUUUAGUGACCAGACUUAUUUGCACUGUAUUUAUUGGAACUCAGGCUUGGAGUGGCCUGGGAGGAGGGCCUGCCAGCAGCUGCCAUGGGAACAGCCUCUGGGACUGGCCCAACAUACUGAGGGCUCCCCAGCCUUCCGGUGUUUUGGUGGAGGUUCAAAUAUUAACCACAUUAAAGUAUUUUUCAAUAAA